Colletotrichum acutatum is the source of this 473-nucleotide messenger RNA. RefSeq lists its product as uncharacterized. The transcript has a single exon. The record is from RefSeq and is a predicted model, not a curated record. Lineage: Eukaryota; Fungi; Ascomycota; Sordariomycetes; Glomerellales; Glomerellaceae. Bases 39 to 368 code for a protein of 109 amino acids.
GGGGGGGGGGGGGUCGGGAUGUGAGCUGUGCAUGGGGCAUGGGGCAUGGGGCAUGGUUUUCCUGGCUUUUGAUGUCUGUGAGAUUGUUGCUGAAUGUUGAAUGGCGUACUCUGGGGUUGUUCGGAAUUGAAGUAGAGAUAAAAGGGGAGGUUGGAGAUUUGGGAUACGUGGGAUUCGAGUUGGGUUUGUCAGGGUUUUGCUUUGGUAGGUGUCGGUGGUGGUGGUGCUUCUCCCUUUCGUGUAACGGUGUUGGUGCGUAUGUCUCAGGGAGAACUUUUUUUUUUUGGUCGGUGAGCGUUUUUUCUUCUUUAAGAGGUUGGCUGAGGUUAAAGAUUGAACAAAGCCCUCGUAAACGCAGACUUUCUUGAGGAUUCAAUAGUUUGUUACAAAUGAUGAGGAUUUUUUUUUUUUUUCUUUUUUUCAAAAACGUUUCCAGUAUUGCUGGGAACUUGUUCUGACCAACUUGCCAGUCU